AUGAAGGUCUCUACUCUCAUCGGCGCCGCCUUGGUUGCCGGCGCCGCCGCCGAGCCUCACAUCUACCUGAUCCGGCACGCCGAGAAGAACCGCGACGGCACCAUCUCCGCGCAGGGCAAGAAGCGCGAGCAGUGCCUGAUUGACGUCUUUGGCCGCGACAGCAAGUUCAACAUUCAAAAGAUUAUUGUCCAGAACCCCUACGCCGGUGACAACCUCAGCCAGCGCCCGUACAACACCACCCUUCCGCUGGCCAAGUCGCUUGGCCUCACUAUUGAGCACCAGUGCGACUACGACGAGACGGACUGCGCGGCCAAGGAGGCGCGCGCGUACGACGGGCCCGGCAACAUCCUGAUCGCGUGGGAGCACGUCAAACUGCGCAAGGUCUCGGAGGCGCUGGGGGCGGACGCGCCAAAGUACCCGGAUAGUAGGUAUGAUUUGAUCUACGACCAGCCCUACCCGUACGACGAGGUGACGACCUACUCGGAGGCCUGUCCUGUAGACAAACGACCGGCCCUGAUCCCCAACUCGCUCUGGAGCAACGUGCCCUUUGUCGCCGUCUGCGUCGCCGUCUUCCUCAUCUGGGGCGGGCUCAACGCCGGCGAGCAGCUCAUCGCGCUGUGCCUGCAGGACGUCCGCGGCGACUCCGCGGCUCACGUCGUCGCCGUCCUUCCUCCGCGCUCCCUUCGUCGGGCGUGCUCGUCAACAUGUUUGUUGGCUUCGGCCUUCCGUACCUGCGCCCUUCCUUGUCCGUGCCGGCUGGCGUGCGCGGCGAGCGAUGUCGCGUCGCUGCUCCCGGCUGUGCCGUGCCGCGUGGCGGGCCCGGGCUAUUGGCGGGCCGUAUGCCCGGUGGUGGCUCUCAAUCCUUUGGGUGCGGACCUGAUCUACACGAUGGCAAUUCUGUUCACCACGGGCUGCGUUCCCGGUCCAGGACACAGGCCAUAG
This is a messenger RNA of Cordyceps fumosorosea ARSEF 2679, 942 nucleotides long. RefSeq lists its product as hypothetical. Bases 1 to 942 code for a protein of 313 amino acids. The transcript is spliced from 3 exons. The record is from RefSeq and is a predicted model, not a curated record. Lineage: Eukaryota; Fungi; Ascomycota; Sordariomycetes; Hypocreales; Cordycipitaceae.